Salvia miltiorrhiza (redroot sage) is the source of this 1904-nucleotide messenger RNA. RefSeq names its product cytochrome P450 81C13-like. Bases 231 to 1742 code for a protein of 503 amino acids. Lineage: Eukaryota; Viridiplantae; Streptophyta; Magnoliopsida; Lamiales; Lamiaceae. The record is from RefSeq and is a predicted model, not a curated record. The transcript is spliced from 2 exons. Gene Ontology annotation, molecular function: iron ion binding; oxidoreductase activity, acting on paired donors, with incorporation or reduction of molecular oxygen; monooxygenase activity.
UAUAAUACACUCAUAUUAGUCAUCAUUCACUAACACUUGAAAAUAGUAAAAACAUAACCACCCUUGUAGCUAAUUAAACCUUCACUUAGAGUACAAAAUCAUUUAAAUUUUCUAUUCAAACAUACAUUCAACAUAAUAAGUAAACUAUUUUAUUCCACAUGGUGGAAAAAUAGCAAAAGAAAGAGUCAUCUCUCUCUCUCAACAUCAGCACCAUUUGCAGAGCUCCGUCCAUGGAGAAUCAGAGCUAUUUUCUCGUGGUGAUGCUGCCGUUUGUUUUGGUCAUCUUGAUAUUCAAACACUUUUCAUCUCAUCAAAGCAAGAAUUCUCCACCAAGUCCACCAGCUGUACCGCUGGUGGGCCAUCUUCACCUCAUCAAAAAUCCCCUCCAUCUCUCACUAGCCUCAUUAGCAUCCCGAUACGGCCCCAUCUUCUCUCUCCGGGUAGGCUGCAAAUCAUUCCUCGUGGUCUCCUCUCCAUCCGCAGUCGAAGAAUGCUUCACCAAAAACGACAUCGUUUUCGCGGACCGCCCUACUUCCAUGGCCGGAGACCAUUUAACCUACAACUACGCAGCUUACACAUGGUCACCCUACAGCCACUUAUGGCGGGUCCUCCGCCGUAUGAGCGUCGUCCAGCUCUUCUCCUCACACAGCCUGCAAAAAUCCGCCCAAAUACGCGAGCAAGAGAUGCUUCAAAUCCUCCGCCUACUGCACAAGGAAAGCGGGAAGAAAGUUGACUUGAAUAACUUGAUCUCCACCUACAGUUUCAACAUCGUGAUGAGAUCCAUCGCCGGAAAACGGUGUGUCGAAGAGGAGGAGAUCGGGACGGAGGCGGGGAGGGAGAUUCUGCGACAAAUACGCGGGUUGUUCUCUCCCACUGUGUUGUUAGGCCCCUGUGAUUACUUUCCGGUUUUGCGGUGGAUUGGGUACAAAGGGAUGGAGAAGAAGGCCGUGUUAAUGCAGAAAAAGAGAGAUGAGUUCUUGCAGGCUUUGGUCGAUGAGGUCAGAGACAAAAGCACAAGGAGCGCAGCGGAGGAGAAGGGGAGCACCAAUUUGAUUGAAGCUCUGCUAUCGGUUCAAGAGUCGGAGCCUGAUCUCAACACCGAUGAUGUCAUAAAGAGCCUUUUAGUGGUAAUGCUGGCGGCUGGAACGGAUACCUCUGCAUUGACAACGGAAUGGGCCAUGUCGAAUCUGGUAAGUCAGGCUGAGGUGCUGCAAAAGCUACGGCAAGAGAUAGAUGCAAAUGUAGGGCAUGAUCAUCUGCUGAGCGAAGCAGAUCUUCCCAACCUCCCUUACCUUGGACGUGUUGUCAAGGAGACUCUGAGGUUGCAUCCUGCGGCGCCGCUGCUUCUACCCCACCUCUCGUCUCAAGAAUGUAGGGUUGGGGGAUACAAAAUUCCUAAAGGCACAAUCCUGCUUGUGAAUGCUUGGGCCGUGCACCACGAUCCUGGCCUCUGGGACGAGCCGGAAAAGUUUGAUCCAGAGAGGUUCGAGGGUGCAGUGGAGAUGGAGAUGGGGAGGGAUGGGAAUCAUCGAUUCUUGCCGUUUGGGAUAGGGAGGAGGGCUUGCCCUGGAGCUGGUAUGGCGUUGAGAACAGUGUCAUUGGCGUUGGGUGCAUUUGUGCAGUGUUUUGAGUGGGAGCAUGUUGAGAUGGAUUUUGGAGCUAAUUUAGGAGUUACAUUGCAUAAGGCCAAGCCUCUUGAGGCUGUCUGCCUUGUCCGAAAUCAAGCAGCGCAUCUUCUUUAAGCAUUUACUUAUAUAUUGUCAUUUUUCUUUCUUUUAACUACUUGGCGUAUAUCAGCUCUGAAUAUUGUUGAUCAGCUCCGAUUUCAAUACUUGUGAUUUCUUUCAAAUUUAUGCUUUAAACAUGUUACAAAAUGAAAUGAUGGAUCUUUCUUCCUUUUCUUC